CAGCGUCAUUUUAGGGAGGGAUUUUGAAUGCUCAGACGCUGCCGAAGGUCUACCAAGGCUCGAUUCGACAAACGGGAUAUAACUUUAAAAUGGCAUUGGAACUAUACCUAGAUCUUUACUCCCAGCCAUGUAGAUCUGUCUACAUGUUUGCAAAGAAAAACAAUAUCAAAUUUGAUUUUAAAAAGAUGUCAUUGUUUGGAGGAGAGCAAUAUGGUGAAGAAUUUGGCAAAGUUAACCUGGUCAGAAAAGCCCCUGCAAUGCGCGAUGGGGAUUUUUGUAUGGGAGAGAGCAUUGCCAUCAUGACAUACUUGGCGCAGAAGUUCCAUACGCCAGACCACUGGUAUCCCGCCGACCUCCAAAAGCGCGCCCGGGUGAACGAGUACCUUUCUUGGCAGCACACGGCUGUGCGGAUGCACGGCUCAAAAGUGUUCUGGCUCAGGGUCUUCAUCCCCAAACUUUUAGGAGAUGAUGUGCCCAAGGACAAAAUGACUGCAGCUUUGGAAGAACUAGAUGGCUCUCUGAAGCUCAUUGAGGAGAAGUUCCUAGAGGACAGACCUUUCAUCGCUGGAAAUGAGAUCUCCCUGGCGGAUGUUGUUGCCAUUGUGGAGAUAAUGCAGCCCGUCGGGUCCGGCCUGGACGUCUUUGCCAGCAGGCCCAAGCUGAGUGCGUGGAAGGAGCGUGUGCGGGCCGCCCUCGGCCCGGAGCUGUUUGACGAGGCCCAUCAGAUCAUCCUCAACGCCAAGGAAAUGGCAGACAACAUGGACAUUAGCGUCCUUCAGCCCUUCAAACCAAAGCUGCUCAGGCUCUUCCUGUGAACCCUGUGUGGUCGUACCAGAGGCCAUCCUGUUGGGCCCCUUCUGUUAUUAUCCUACAGCUCCUACUGCAAUGACACAACAGAGAGCAUAUGCACUGAAAAUUGUGGCUUGUUAAUUCGGCUAUCACUAUCAAUUGAGUAACAUUGAUUCAACACUUUGAGAGUCAAAUUUAACACUUUUGUAAAGAGUGUAUUUGUUCCUAUAUUCUAAGUGUUGAAUUAACACCACAAUAUUUCCUGUGGUCUCCUCCUUGUUAGCCUGUAGCUCUUAUUGUACUAAUACUAAUUGUUGUCGUGUCGCCAGUGUCAAGGAAAUUAUGUAUUUUCUAAAAAUGUGGUGUUUUUUUGUUUUCUAAACAGACAUUCAUUGGACUGCGGGAAAAUUUCAUUAGCUAUACUUAUCCUUCAUGUGACAAGGGCUUAAAGAAUUUAGAACAGGCUACUUUGUUCUAUCUGUUGUAAAAGCCUGUUUCGCAUUAGGGUGAUGUUCAUCCCUGGAUGAGCAAAAUUAAAGUGGUAUUUGGAGAAUGAACCGUUUUAGGCUGAAAUGUUGACCCUAGGUGUGGUUAAGGAGAUGGACUUCAGAUCAGAGUGUUGCAUGUUCGAAUCCCAUCCUUCCAUUCCCUAUCUCACGCCACGGCUGAGGCAGAGAUGGUCUAUUCUGGGCCACGGUUGAUUGUGGUACAUAGCUGAACCACAAUCACUUGUGAAGCAACCAAAAUGUUACCUGUUAAGUCAGGGAUCAAUGUUUUGGGACAUGGGAUAAAGGCUUUUAUUGUCCUAUCCCAUGUAGGCCUACUUUUUACUCUUUAGAAAAAUAAAAACUUCUAUAAAAAGUGGACUCCGCAUAGCUUUCAGGAAAUUACAUGUCAGGUAUGGGAAGUUCAAAUUGGGAAGUUGGUUGUCAUUGACCGGGCCAUGCAUUGUUUCACGCACUCAAUUGGGAAGUGAGAGAGUGGUCCAUCCCUUGCAAAGCAAUGUGAUUUGAAAUGGCAGACAGUAGUGCCUAUGUAUUUUGUCAAGUGAAAAAAUGCAUUUCAAUAUAUACAGCUAGCCUAUAAACCUCAUGGCAGAAUUUCAAAUGCAACGAUCAUUAGGACUACAUAUCCAAGGAUGAUCUCAAGGAAUGUAAAUGCACAUAUUUUAGAGUGAUACUUUGGAUUGUCUGCAUUGGUCCUUAUAUAAAAUGUUGUAACACAUCAA
Engraulis encrasicolus (European anchovy) is the source of this 2017-nucleotide messenger RNA. It is a transcript of the gene gstt1b, whose product is annotated as glutathione S-transferase theta 1b. The transcript has 5 exons. NCBI's taxonomy places the organism in Eukaryota, Metazoa, Chordata, Actinopteri, Clupeiformes, Engraulidae. The coding region runs from base 90 to 815 and encodes 241 amino acids. Gene Ontology annotation, biological process: glutathione metabolic process. The record is from RefSeq and is a predicted model, not a curated record. Gene Ontology annotation, molecular function: glutathione transferase activity. Gene Ontology annotation, cellular component: cytoplasm.